CACAGCUUACCUCUUAACCCAACUCCGGAAACCCUUGCUCGCUACAUCGCCUACACUUCACAGUUCAUCGCUUCGGGUCCGAAAUAUCUCUCAGGUGCUCGGCACUUCUUGCGCGACAUUUUUCCAGACUUCGACACCCAUCGCUCCCACCCAUCUGUUCAAGCCACGAUCGCUGGAGCUCGCAAGUUGAGAGGAGAGGCUGUGCGUCGCAAGCUACCGCUUCGUACGUCCCACCUAGCCACCUUUGUUCACAUUGCUGUCCUUUCAAAAUGUUACGACGACCUCCUCUUUGCUACCAUGCUCUCGUGCAUGUUUUAUGCAUGCCACCGAUCUGGCGAGCUCCUCGUCAAAGCAACUGGGAGCACACUUGACUGGCGAAAAAUCAUCAAGCGAUCCUCGCUCGAAUUCUCUGGUUCCCGCGCCUCGUACACCUACCCUACCACAAAGGCGACCGUUUUUACACGGGUACUACCAUCCUCCACAUGCGCCACGACGUCUGUUGCCCAGUCGAUCUUCUUCGCGACUACGUCCGUGAACGUGAUCGUCGUCACGGUGCCAAGGCUGCGCUGUUCUUGCGAGAAGAUGGGUCCCUUCCUACGCGUUCUUGGUUUGAACAGCACUUCUUCGCAGUCCUCGACCACACCUACGGAGGCCAUUCGGCGCGUGCUGGUGGAGCGACGUACUACGCCGGACUCGGCCUAUCAGAGACUGUCAUACAGGCUCUCGGUCGCUGGUCUUCAGCAGCAUGGAAGGACUACGUUCGAGACAACCCGACCGUACGUGCCGAGCUUGAACUUGCUCGCCUCCGUCUGCCCUCUCAGCAAUGACCUCUUUUCGGCUGCUCGCUCACAUCUUUUACACCAC
Fomitopsis serialis is the source of this 864-nucleotide messenger RNA. RefSeq lists its product as uncharacterized. NCBI's taxonomy places the organism in Eukaryota, Fungi, Basidiomycota, Agaricomycetes, Polyporales, Fomitopsidaceae. The record is from RefSeq and is a predicted model, not a curated record. The annotation marks the transcript as partial. The transcript has a single exon.